UUUUCCCCGCGCGUGUUAAAUGUUUCGACUAUCGCAUGCGAUUUGUAAGCAGCGGCGUAUGCGUACUCGAUCGCAAUAAAUCGUUAUUAUUAUUAUUUAUCGUCAGCCGUAGGUACCGAUCGAGUGGUGUUUCGCUCGCGCAGUUUGACGGCGAAUUCGUCGUCGCCGAGUCGUUGUACGCGUAUCCGUUAUUAUAAAUCGUAAUAACAAACAAUCGCGUGGGUUUAUGCGAUAAUAAUUAUAUUAUACAUAUUUAAUUACCUACUACGUUAUUAUAAUUCAGUCGUCGUGUUCGUGCUUGUCAUAAUAUCGUUGUUAUUAUUAUCAGUUCACACUGUCGUUUACUCGUCGGCCCGCGUAUAAUGUGAUGUCAUUUUUAUUGUUGUGAAAGUUCACUCUACGCGAAAUCCGCCACCGCCACUGUGCCGAUCGCGGGUUACCGGCAUCGCGAGCAGGCGGUGGUCGGGUGGGCGACGUCGGACCGUAGGCGUGCGCUUUUUUUCUAAUUUUUUCGCGGCACCGGACCGACCUCCGUCGCCUCCGUCGACCACACCGGUUUUGGCACUCUGCGGCGUCCGACCACCGGACGAUUUCUCGUUAAAGUUACCAGCUGUCUGCAAACGUCUUUUACGAGUUACAACUAUCGUUUCAACCAGCGAAAACAAACGAAAAUCCUUCGAAAAAAAACUCCAGGACCAUCAGCGAUGUCGGUCUCGAGGUGUGUCGUCGUCCUGCUGUGGUGUUGCUGCGGGUUCGCGGCGGCUUUGUCGAACGAAAAAAACGCCACCAGAGGAGUGGACGAGUUCUUGACGUCCUUGACGCAAAUGAUCGGAACGGUUUUGAACACCGAUGCCAGAUAUUCGAGUGUGCUCGGGGAUGGAUCUCAGUCUGUUUUGGGUCGGCCCAAUCGUCCACCCGUCGCCGAUUACUUUGACACCGGUCGACCACCCUUUCUGGAGAGGCCCCAAGGUGGCAGACCAUACCCUCCACCGUACCCGGAAAACGGCAGACCGUACCCUCCACCAUACCCGGAAAACGGUGGACCAUACCCUUCACCGUACCCAGAAAACGGCGGACCGUAUCCUCCACCAUACCCUGGAAACGGUGGACCGUACCCUCCACCGCCAUUCCGCCCAAAUGGGCUCCGUCCCGGUGGUCUAGGUGGCGGCUACCUACAGCAGAACUCCGUCGUGCAGGCGCUGAGUUCCAUAUCGGAACACGACGACCUGAGGUGCGUGCCCAGACUGCUGUGCGAAGUGUCGUCCGGCACCAGACCCGGUUAUUACCAGCAAUCGGGUUACUACCAGCAACAACAACAACAACAGUCCUCCAUACCGUUCCUCACCAAAGACGCUCUGAUCACAUUGCUGACCGUGUUGAACUUCGUAGACGACUCACCGCUGCUCAUGUUCGGCCGGGCCGCGUUGUUGGGGUACAACGCCCGAGGAGAUUCCAAAUAUUGCACUACCGCGUAUCCAACCUGUCCCAGGGACCCCGACCAGCUGAUCAACUACCUGAACAACCACAACGGCGGUUUCUUCCGGUUCUUCAACCAACAACUACCGCAGUACGCUCCCCAGUAUGCCCCCUACCAACGUCCACCGUACCCACAACAGCCUCCGUACCCGGAGCAACCUCCAUAUCCGCAAAGACCUCCGUACUCGCAACGGCCUCCGUACCCGGAUCAGCAACAGAACUACGCUCCCCAAUACCCGAGGCCGCAACAGAACUUUGGCUACGGCUACAAGUCCCGAGUAGAUGACCAACAGAACCCGAGAAUACUUAGCGGGUCACCGGGCCAGUACUACGACGUGCCUUCGGUUAACGACUUGCAACUGGACGGUCCUAGGCCGGCGCCGAUGAAGUUUCCGUCUGCGAUCGAUCACGGCGGCGCCUCGAAUACGGUCUCACAGUUCACUUUCCCGUCCGACCACAACAGCGGUGGUGGAGGUGGCAGCGUUGGGGGUGGCAACCGGCAGGCGAAAAGAGUGAAAAUGAUUUUCCCCGACAGGACUGGCACUGGCGGACUCAGGGCCGACGUGGACAAGUACGGAAACUAUAAGGGCGUGUACUACGCCGACGGUGCGAUCAAGUUCGUUGAUGACGCCACCGCGAGCGGCGGUCGGCCGUCGACCAUCAGACUUCCGCAGCGGCGACCGGCCGAAGACUUCGACGUGCUCGGCAACAGGUUGCCCUACCAGAGGCGGCCCAAGUUUCAAUUCCCCAGGACUUCGGAAUAAUGCGGUGGUAUAAAUGCGGUUCAAUAUAGGGGCACCUCCCCGUUGCCAACAGUGUUUAACCCCUAUUUAAUAUUUAUACGAAAAACAAUUAUUUAUUUAAGUACAUUAUUAAUUACCUAAUGUAUUGUACAAUUUUAUAAGGACAAUAAAUUAUUAUUAGGUAUAAUAUAUAAUACACAAAAAUCGGAUAACACGAUAGUGCAUUUCAGACCCAUAAUAUUGGUAAUGUAUAUGCCUAUAUGGACGUAACUUCCGUCUCGUUCGUCAAAUAUCCAGAUGGUAGACCCUCAUUUUCAGAACGCUUUUCAUCCAAAUAUCCCACAAUAACAAUUCGUUAUUGUAAAUAUUAUUAAUAUUACAUUAUGAUAGUUCAUUACACUUACCUAUCUUUAUUUUCAGAGAAAUCUACACUCCCUGUAGGUACCCACACACGUCUGCUGUAAUAAUUUAUUCAAGUAUUGUGGUAUUAUAAUAGCCUUGUAUCCAUGUUACCAACCCUUUAAAUUAUUAUGUUACCACUCGCCACACGUAUAAUAUACGACAAUGUUUGUUGCUAA
Molecule: messenger RNA, 2797 nt
Organism: Acyrthosiphon pisum (pea aphid)
Lineage: Eukaryota; Metazoa; Arthropoda; Insecta; Hemiptera; Aphididae
Product: protein pygopus
Exons: 3
Coding region: 705-2240 (511 amino acids)
Source: RefSeq, a predicted model, not a curated record